AUGGCUCUGCGUAAAGAUGCGCACCAGCGUCUCAUCCUCGCGCGCUCCCCGUUAAACUCCUCCCCACCCGCGUCCCGGUCCAUCACGGCUGGCGGACCGGACAGCAGAGCUGGUGGUGGUGCCCGCGUGAACAGCUCCGGUUCGCCGCGCUCCACUGGGAAUUACGCACCGGGAACGGAAGGAUUCUCAUUCGGGAACAUCAUGGAGCCCGCGCCACCAGAAGAAGCGCGUGGAGGGGGGUUCACCCCCAGUAAAGAGGGUCUGAAACAGCUCGCGGGGAAGACGUUGGGGCACAUGUACAGGGUGCUCGAGAAGCGCCAGAAGACGGGAGACAACAUCGAGCUCACGGAGGACGGCCGCCCCGCCGAGCAGCGCGUGAAGAAGCCGCCUCUGUGCGACUGCACGUGCUGCGGGCUCCCGCGGCGCUACGUCAUCGCCAUCAUGAGCGGGCUCGGGUUCUGCAUCUCGUUCGGGAUCCGGUGUAACCUGGGCGUGGCCAUAGUCGGCAUGGUGAACAACAGUACCGUACACCGCAACGGGAAGAUCAUAGUCACGGAGAAGGCCAAGUUUAAUUGGGACCCGGAGACGGUGGGCAUGAUUCACGGCUCGUUCUUCUGGGGCUACAUCGUCACGCAGAUACCCGGGGGGUACAUAUCCUCGCGACUGGCUGCUAACAGGGUGUUCGGAGCGGCUAUAGUGCUGACGUCUAUAUUGAACAUGUUGAUUCCGUCGGCAGCUCGUGUUCAUUACGGACUCGUGAUCUUCGUCAGGAUACUACAAGGACUCGUAGAGGGCGUGACCUACCCGGCGUGUCAUGGCAUCUGGAGUAAGUGGGCUCCGCCCCUCGAGAGAAGCCGAUUGGCUACCACAUCAUUCUGUGGCUCCUAUGCGGGUGCGGUGAUCGCGAUGCCGAUGGCGGGGAUCCUGGUGCAGUACACCGGCUGGUCAUCAGUCUUCUACGUAUACGGGUGCGUGGGGAUCUUCUGGUAUAUGUUCUGGAUCCUGGUGUCGUACGAGAGUCCAGCGGAACAUCCGACCAUCACGGAGGAGGAGAGGAACUACAUCGAGGAGAGCAUCGGAGAGGGCGCCAAACUACUCGGACCCAUGGAGAAGUUCAAGACCCCCUGGCGUAAGUUCUUCACCUCUAUGCCCGUGUACGCCAUCAUCGUGGCAAACUUCUGCAGGAGCUGGACAUUCUACCUGCUGCUCAUCAGCCAACCGGCCUACUUUGAAGAAGUGUUCGGGUUCGAAAUCAGCAAGGUGGGCAUGCUCUCGGCGUUGCCUCACCUGGUGAUGACGAUCAUCGUCCCGAUUGGUGGACAGCUGGCCGAUUACCUGAGAACCCACAACCUCAUGAGCACAACCAACGUACGCAAGAUGAUGAACUGCGGAGGGUUCGGUAUGGAGGCUACCCUUCUCCUGGUGGUGGGCUACUCGCACAGUAAAGGCGUGGCCAUCUCGUUCCUCGUCCUCGCCGUCGGAUUCAGCGGAUUCGCAAUAUCAGGCUUCAAUGUCAAUCAUCUGGACAUUGCUCCGCGAUACGCCAGCAUCCUGAUGGGCAUAUCCAAUGGGGUGGGGACGCUCAGCGGCAUGGUCUGCCCUCUUAUAGUGGGGGCCAUGACCAAGAACAAGACGCGAGAGGAGUGGCAGUAUGUGUUCCUGAUCGCCUCAUUGGUCCACUACGGGGGCGUGAUAUUCUACGGACUCUUCGCGUCGGGCGAGCAGCAGCCAUGGGCGGAGCCAGAACUGACGAGCGAUGAGAAGGUGGGCUUCAUAGACGAGGACGAGCUCGCCAUGGAGACGGGUGACAUCACAAUGGGCUACACUGGCCGUAGCUACGGGGCAACCAAUCAGAUGCAGGGGGCGGGGCCGGCUGCAGCAGGGGGGCAGGCCAACUGGGCAGACGCAUGGGACAAGACGGAGGAGUACGUGCAGGACGGAUACAACUAA
Engraulis encrasicolus (European anchovy) is the source of this 1950-nucleotide messenger RNA. RefSeq names its product vesicular glutamate transporter 2.1-like. Bases 1 to 1950 code for a protein of 649 amino acids. The record is from RefSeq and is a predicted model, not a curated record. Gene Ontology annotation, biological process: synaptic transmission, glutamatergic; regulation of synapse structure or activity; neurotransmitter loading into synaptic vesicle. Gene Ontology annotation, molecular function: L-glutamate transmembrane transporter activity; neurotransmitter transmembrane transporter activity. Gene Ontology annotation, cellular component: excitatory synapse; synaptic vesicle membrane. Lineage: Eukaryota; Metazoa; Chordata; Actinopteri; Clupeiformes; Engraulidae. The transcript has 14 exons.